AUGGAAGUUACUGUGAAAGAUGAGAAAGAUAGGAAAAGCUUUGUAAGCCAAACUUAUUUUAAGCUUAUAUAUUAUUCUGAGUUAUAUUCCUCAAACUAUGAAGAUAGAAUAGAAAUCUAUAAUAAACGCUAUCUGAAAAUUCGGAUCUUACCCCAGAAUAAAAGGAAUCUUGUCAAGACAGAGCUUCAAGAAACACUGAAAGAGAGAAAGAAUUAUACAAAAGAGGCAAGCCAAUGGAAUGCAAUAUUUAAAAGCUUUUUUGGAACUUGGACAUCUGGAUGCGAUAUUAUUGAUAGAAUUAUUUGCGAAUGUCAAUCAAGUUCAGGACUCCCUCUACAUAUUAUGGAAUGGAUUCCAUUCAAUCAAUUCAAAGAUCUAAAACCUUUUGCAAAGGGUGGUUUUGCUACUUUAUACACUGCGGUAUGGAAACGAGGAUCGAUAUUAGAUUUUAAUGAAAGUAAACAAAAAUUUGUUUAUCAGGGUCCCCAGAAGGUUGUGCUUAAAUCUUUAAAUAAUUCAACAGAACCUACAGAAAA
Cetraspora pellucida is the source of this 536-nucleotide messenger RNA. NCBI's taxonomy places the organism in Eukaryota, Fungi, Glomeromycota, Glomeromycetes, Diversisporales, Gigasporaceae. The record is from the annotation of a GenBank genome assembly.